AUGCCUCCACGUCAAAAGAAGAACCAAGCUCAUCGGGUUGUGUGUCUUUGUCAAGCCUACGAAUGUUCAGAACAAGUAUACGCGGACGCCAAUGGCUUAUCUCACCCAGGCGUUGAGGUUUCACCUGAGACCCGGCUUGCACACCAGCAGGCUGAUUUUCGAAACAGUCUAAUCAACCCACCACACACUCCGGAUAACUCCAACGAGCCAUCAAUGUCUUCGGUACAAGAAGCCCUAUUGUCUCCUUUGAGAAAAUUACACUUAGAUACAACACCGUCUCCGAUUCGUCGUCGUCAGUCGAAUACCAAUCAAGAACCUCAGAAUGAAAGCUCUAGUAACAUCGACAACAAUGCACAAGAUGCUUUUACCUCAUCUGGCCCGACAGAUUCGCCGAUCACGUCCACCAAUCAAACAAAUCCUGUCAACUCCCAGCCUAUUUCCACCAAAACCUGCUCAACAGCAGUCUUGGCAAAAGCGUCGGGUCAACAAGUUUUUGAUUGUGGUUUGUAG
Melampsora larici-populina 98AG31 is the source of this 510-nucleotide messenger RNA. RefSeq lists its product as uncharacterized. The transcript has a single exon. Bases 1 to 510 code for a protein of 169 amino acids. NCBI's taxonomy places the organism in Eukaryota, Fungi, Basidiomycota, Pucciniomycetes, Pucciniales, Melampsoraceae. The record is from RefSeq and is a predicted model, not a curated record.